CAGACCACUUGCUCUAAUGCUCUCUGUGGAAGUUGGUAUUGGAAAGUGGUCUCCUUGGGUCAAUGGAAGAUUACCAGUGCAUCUAGCUUCUUUAAAUUGAACACAAUCCAUUGUUUGGGAAUCAGGAAAAGUAAUCUUCCAAAGUCCAGACUGAUCAGGAGGAGAGAAGAAACAAAAGAGAUGGGGAUGAAGACUCCUUUGGUUUCCAAGUUCUUCUUAUUCUGCUUCAUUGGUUUUUCUUCCUUAUUGGUGAAUUCACAAUCAGAUUCCUGCAGUUCUAAUCUCAAUAUUGCUGGUAUUCCCUUUGACACAACUUCUCUCAAUUGCCAAUCUGUGUGGAGUUCCCAAGAUUACAUCCUUAGAUAUGAACAGCAGGGACCCAGCCUAUGGAAUUUCAUUCUCUCGGCUCCUAACACAAACUCAUAUGUUGCAAUUGGGUUCUCUCCUGAUGGAAACAUGGUUGGAUCUAGUUCGAUUGUUGGGUGGGUUCCCAGUGACGGCAAUGCAGUAAUUAAGCAGUACUAUCUAGGAGGGAUGGAUUCAAAUUCUUGCACUCCUGAUUCUGGGGACCUGAAAGUUGCAAAUAUGACCAUUCUAUCUCUGUCAUCUCGUUUAUACCUCUGCUUCCAACUAAACAUUGAUCAACCCAAGUCUAAUCUGAUCUAUGCUGUUGGGCCAGAAAGUAGCUUACCAUCUUCUCCUGACUAUCUCUUGUCACAGCACCAAUCAAAGACCACAGCAUCUUUGAUUUUUGUCUCAGGCAAGAGUACAACAACUUCGAGUACAACGCAAGUCACAGAUUUGAGUCCAGGUGAUGAUACCCAGGACACAGGUGGUUUGGGUACAAGCAAUACCCAAGACACAAGCUCGGGUGCAAGGAAUACUCUUGCGGCUUUAAGCAUUUUGGGAUGGGUCCUUCUUAUGAUCAUUGGAUAAAUGUCUCCAUCUGUCUUUAAUUAUUUUCUCUGUCUAUCUAUUUCUGUUUUGUACUUCAAUGGUUGUUAGUGAAUUGGAAACAGUACAUCUGAAGGGAUCCAAUGUUCUAAUUAUAAUUAUGAUUCAGUUUA
This is a messenger RNA of Nelumbo nucifera (sacred lotus), 1067 nucleotides long. Its product is annotated as cytochrome b561 and DOMON domain-containing protein At3g07570-like. NCBI's taxonomy places the organism in Eukaryota, Viridiplantae, Streptophyta, Magnoliopsida, Proteales, Nelumbonaceae. The record is from RefSeq and is a predicted model, not a curated record.